AUGCCAACACAUCUUCUCGGUAGUAUAGGGGAGCACAAUGUUGUCAUGGCAUACCUUCCAAACGGCGAAUACGGCACUAACAGUGCGGCGGCAGUUGAAACCGACUUGAUAAGGAGCUUCCCAGAGGUGUGCUUCGUCUUGAUAGUCGGUAUUGCUGGAGGUGCCCCAAGCUCGAUACAUGAUCCUGACUCCAGCGAAGACGUCCUCUACGAAAGAGGCUGCGUUCAUUCAUCACAGACCGAGAGGUGUGACAAGACCUGCUCUCAGCAAGUCCCGAGGAGGCCACGAGAAAACGACGAUGAUGCCUUUGCUGUUGAUUGUGGGCUUGUGGCUUCUGGAAAUUCUUUGAUGAAGGACGCGAAGUUGCGAGAUAAAUACUCUGCGGAGAAAGGCGUACUAUGUUUUGAGAUGGAGGCUGCUGGCAUGAUGAAUGUGACCGGCUGCGCAGUUAUACGUGGAAUCUGCAACUACAGUGACACGCACAAGAACGAUCACCGGCAAAGAUUCGCAGCCAUGAUUGCGGCGGCCUAUGCAAGCAGUUUACGCCAGAAAAUUCAGCCUGAAGAGGUUCAGGGGGAGAAGCUCGGCGAGAGCUGGUUGGCACCACCCGGACCUUCAGUCAACGCAGCGAGCGCAAGAUACCGACAGCAUCCCGGCACAGGCGAGUGGUUCAUCGUGUCUGAACAGUUUCUCCAAUGGAAACAAGGAGAGAGGCGGCAUAUGUGGUUGUAUGGCAUGCCUGGAUGCGGAAAAACUGUUCUGGCCACGACGAUCCUUGACCAUGUCGCAGCGCUGGAAAACUCAAUCACCAUUUCAUUCUUCUUCGAUUUAAGUGACCGCAAUUUACAAACGGUUGACGGGAUGCUACGCAGCCUGCUUUCUCAUCUCCACGAAGCCUUGUCUGAAUUGAACGAUCCCAACGAAGAGUUUGCAGAAUUGUUGAACAAAAAACUAUCGCUCCAGUCUCUGUUGCGACCUUCACUACCUGCGUGGAAGCAAUGGCGAAUGGGCCGCGAACACGAAUUUUGGAGCAGACUGCAGUCCAUUAUCGGGGGCGACAACUGGAUUGAGCUGGACAAGAAGGCUGUCAACACUGAUAUUCGUGCGUAUGUCGACUUUCAGAUUCAUAAUAGCUCAGACUCAGCGGGUGGAAUGGGAACACUACAGUACGAAAAUCGAUUCGAGAAGAGAUUGGGAAUAAAGCGGGAGGAAUACUUUGCCAAAGACCUUGGACGAGACAUACAGUCGAGUUUUGGACCAGAUUCCACCAGCAAGCGAGCCGAGUACAAUUCGUCUCAUCCAAUUUUUGAUCUGGGCGAUAAGCCUCUGGUAUUGAGUGAAGCUGUGGACAUUGUGGCAAUGCGCCCGGAAACCCCUAAAAGCCCAUAUGACGUUAACGAUCGGCCCCCUCGACCAAGCGAGAUCGUGGGAUACUCCCCAUACUUUAUAACUCUCACCAGAUUCGACAAGGUUGUGGAACACUCCACGCAGGAGAUCAAUAUCACGGCUAUACAUCUGUCGCAUUUCUCCAUUAAGGAAUAUCUAAUGCGGGAGGGUGGGAGUUUCGCCAAUUCACAGGCCAGAACAAGUAUCAAGGGGUGCUGUACAGCAUAUCUUGACUGUUUGCGCAAUGCGCUGACCACCAGUUCCGACACGAAGCGACCCGGAGACUUUCCGCUUGGGCCAUACGCAGCUAGGAAUUGGCUCAAGCGUUUGCCACUCCUUGGGCGCCAGGUGUACGAUCCUGAUGGUGACAAGUUCCAAUACCCGAUACGCGAUUACUACGGAUUCAGCAGAAUCCUAGAGAAACUUAUCAAGACAGAGCCAACUACAAGUCGCUGGAAGCUGUUUCUUUCGGUACGACAAGCAGCUGGUCUCGUCGAUGACCAGGUGUCACUGGUAUCUUUUAUCUGCCAGCAUGGUCUCUCUGAAACAGCUGUUUUGGUCUUGCUCACUGCUGAUCCGUCUCUCGAAGUCGGCCAUGGAAUGUUAAAGGAGGGACGACUUUACAUUGCGACACAGCUGGUGUUCACAUCCUUCUUCAUAGCGCCCCAGGGCUGCUGUACAGCAUGA
This is a messenger RNA of Pyricularia grisea, 2073 nucleotides long. RefSeq lists its product as uncharacterized. The coding region runs from base 1 to 2073 and encodes 690 amino acids. The transcript is spliced from 5 exons. The record is from RefSeq and is a predicted model, not a curated record. NCBI's taxonomy places the organism in Eukaryota, Fungi, Ascomycota, Sordariomycetes, Magnaporthales, Pyriculariaceae. Gene Ontology annotation, biological process: nucleoside metabolic process. Gene Ontology annotation, molecular function: ADP binding; catalytic activity.